Thunnus maccoyii (southern bluefin tuna) is the source of this 4340-nucleotide messenger RNA. RefSeq lists its product as uncharacterized. The transcript has 12 exons. Lineage: Eukaryota; Metazoa; Chordata; Actinopteri; Scombriformes; Scombridae. The record is from RefSeq and is a predicted model, not a curated record. The coding region runs from base 440 to 3922 and encodes 1160 amino acids.
GUUUACAUUAGCAAAGGAUUUGAAUACUUCUUCCACCACUGGUAAAAAAGUAGACUUUUUUUUCCUUCCUUCCUUUCCGUACGUUUCUCAUGACUCAUCGGCUUUAUUGAUGUAUUUAACGCUAACGGCUUUCGUCUUGUCUAAAAGUAGGGUAUAUUUUAUGAGACCAGAAGGUAAAAGCACAUUUCCACUGGCUCGUUAUGGCACGCAUUUGCCUCACGCACGGCACGUCUUAACCGCAGGCUCCGCCCUCAGCCGAGCCGUAACUAGGUAACGGUCACCUGACUGGCUCAAAUAUUGUGUCGUCAUCCAAGCGGCAGCAAAGAAGGAGCGCCAUUUUGAAAAAAACAAAACAAAAACAAAAACAGCCAAACCUUCCACCAUUCACCCUCCUCUUGUUAGUUGUUGUGAGUUUGAGGAGAAAAGAAGAGAAAAGAGCAUGGAGCCACCAUCAAAGUGGUCUUAUGUAGAAACUCAGGCACUCAUUGCGGUGUGGUCAGAGGAGAAAAUCCAGCGUGACCUGCAGGAAUCACUCAGAAAUGAGAAGGUGUUCAGGGAAGUGUCAGGUCGACUGGCUGCAAUGGGGAUGUAUCACUCUGCGAAACAGUGCAGAGAGAAGAUAAAGAAGCUGAAACAAGAUUAUAGGAAAAUAAAAAGAAACAGAAGUGAGGCAACUGGGAAGAUCUUCAAGUGGUAUGAUGCUUUGGAUGCUAUCAUGAAUAAAAGAGCAGCUACUGCAGACAACACAGAGCAACAGUCAGCCACCAUGAUACUCGAAUUCCUAGUAACAGACGUGGGAACAGAUUUACCCACUACAAUAGACCUUCCUGGUAGCUGCACCCUCAUACCCUGCCCUACAGCACCCAUCCCAACACCCUUCCUCACAGAGCACCCAGUAGAUACAAGUUCCUCCUCCGUUCAACCAGAAGAUGCUGACGCUCCCUCUUCAAGCACCCCAGUGACCCCCAAUACAGUGCAAACUUCAGUCAAAGAUCACACAACCUUGUGCCGUUGGUCAAAAAGAGAAGUCCAAGCAUUGUUGACACUUUGGGCAAAUCCUGCCAUCCAAAAAGAACUCCUCCUCAACAUGAGGAAUGAAAAUGUUUACACCCGCCUCAGUGAAAAACUAGCUUCGCUUGGAUACAACAAAGCGCCAAAGAAAUGCAGGGAGAAAAUCAAAAAACUGAAGCAGGAGUACAAGAGGAUCAUGAACGCUAAUCACAGGAGUCGAAGCAACAGCAUCCGUACAAGUGUAUGGUUUGCCAUCAUGGAUGAUGUGCUCAGUUCCCAGGCUGCUGCAGCAGCAGGAGCAGCAUGUUCACCAACAACAGAGCCCUCACUGCCCACUCUGUCGCACUCCAGCUUGGAUGUGAACACUGAUGAUGAAACCCAGUGGUUGCCUGAUGAAGUCCAAGUGCUGAUGACUCUCUGGGCACAAGCAAACAUUCAGAAACAGCUUCUCACCCCAGCAACAAACAAAAAAGUCUUCACUUACCUCAGCAAUGAGCUCACUUUUGUGGGUUUUAACAAGACAGCAGAUCAGUGCAGGCUUAAAGUGGAUAGCCUCAAACAGGAGUACAAAAAAAUCAAAGAAGUGGAACCAUACAAGGAUGUUAAAAGUGACUGGUUUGCUAUUUUGGAUGGUGUCCUUAGCCCUGAUGGAGAGGCAUCUACAGAGAUGGAUUCAUUUGCAGUGCUGACACAAUUUAAAUCUCCAGAAGAUGUGUAUAUAGAUAAUACAUUGCGGGCUGUUUGGACAUCAGAUGAAGUCAAAAUACUGCUCACCCGAUGGGCAGAGGAGAAUGUCCAGGAGCAGCUUCGAUCGACUCAAAGAAACGAGAGAGUGUUCGCUCAGCUGAGCUCAGAGCUCGCCACUCAGGGUUUCGAUAAGACCACCAGCCAAUGCAAGUCAAAGAUAAGACUGCUGAAGAAAAAGUAUAAAAUCACGAAGGAACAGAAGGACUCUAAGAAGCAAAAAAGCAGAUGGUUUGUUAUAAUGGAUAAAGUCCUUGGUGGUCACAAGCGAGAUGCUGAGACCAAGCAAGCAGCUGAGGACACUGAUUCAGGCGUUGCACCUCUGCAGACAUCGCAGUAUGACAUCUCUGAAGCAGCAGAUGACUUAGGCGGUCGCUUGUCCUUGUCGUCAUUGUGUCUCCUGGUUCCAACCUUGCGUCUGAUGUGUGCCUUUGCGUGGCAAGUGGUCCAGUGUUGUAAUGUGGCACAUUAUGGAAAGGUGGAGGAGCUGGUCAGAAUGAUGACUGAGCUGGCUCCAGAGUUGCUGACUCCCAGAGAGAAAGUGCAAGUCCUGCUCAGGCUAAGGGCAAGGCGUGUGCUGAAGCUGUGUUGCAGUGAGAGCACAGCUAACCUGAUGAAUAUCCAGCCCCACAUGGAGGUCAUUCAAAACCUCAAAAUAGGCUCCAACUGUGGUCAGGAGGAAUUGGAGGAGUUGGAAAAUUCAAAGACAAACUUUGUGGAGGUUGUUCAUUCCUUGCUCGAGGACCCAGAGGAGAGAACUGUGUUUUUCAAGGAGGUCUUCCCCAUCCACUACGGCCAACAACAUGAAGCCACAUUGCAUUCAUUAGUGUGGAAAUUCAUCUCCAGAUUGGAUCAUCUAUUGCCUGUACUGGAUAUUAAACAGACUGCAGAGUGGCUCAGUACUGACCCGUCUGUCAUGGAAGAAUGUGGACAACUGGUUUUGGAACCUGAUCAGCUGAAGGCCCUGCUGCAUGUCCACCAUCAACAGUCAGGAAACACAAACAAAUGCAGCUCUGACACUCAGAAUAUGUUUUUGCCAAGGCUGUCUGUUUCUCACAAAGCAAACCCAAAACAACUCUUUCAGGAGCAAAUCAGCUCAAACUCAAGUGAAUGCAUGAGAUCUGGCUCGCAACAGGAAAUUUUUGCAGGUGACGAAGAUGAAGGACCUUUUUAUUGUAGUGAGGAGGAGGAGCCCAUUGAAGAAAACAGUACUGAUCACAAACCAGCUGUGGAGGACUGCGGCAACGGAAGUGAAGACCUGAAGUUGAAAGAUGAACAAAGUGAUGACCUAACAACUGUAAACUGCUGCGAGUCACACAGUUGUACACCUUUAAGACUGCAGACCUGCUCUUUGUGUCCCUACUCUGACAGAGAGAUGUCAGGUCUUCUGCAGCACAUCAGAAAGGUGCAUAUGAUCCAGGAACCCCACCAACCUCGCUCUAAAGAUCCCAGGAUAGACAGCGUCCCUCAACAAGUCAACAGAGAAAAGUGCUCUCCAGAGAUGAAGAGCACAACAAACACUUGCGACUUCUGCGGGAAAGUCUUUAAGGAUCUUUCAACCCGGAACAGCCACAGAAAAACACACACUCUGCCUUUCCACUGUGACAUUUGCGAGAAGAAGUACUCCUCCAAGUGGUCCCUGAACGUGCACCGUCUGACUCACACCGGCGAGACGCCAUAUUUGUGUUCGCACUGUGGCAGGGGAUUCAGGUCUUCAUACAGCCUUGGGAUGCACGUUCGCAUUCACACAGGUGACCGGCGCUACAAAUGUCACAUUUGCGGGAAGACUUCGAUCCAGCACCUGGCGAGACACAUGCGGAUGCACAAAGGGGAAAAGAACUAUCUGUGUACAGAGUGCGGAAAGGCUUUUCUCUCCUCUGGGGAGUUAAGGCUACACAUGAGGUUUCACACAGGAGAGCGGCCUUACACAUGCAAACACUGCGGGAGAGGUUUCAUUGCAAAGUGCCUGCUAACAGUUCAUAUGCGCCAACAUACAGGAGAGAGUCCUUACAGGUGUUCUUUGUGUCCGAAAUCCUUUCACACUUUGAGAGCGCAGAAAAGGCACGUGAAGAUACACUCUAACAAAAAGUCUUUCCAGUGUUUGAAGUGCGGUAAAAUAUUCCGUCAAGAAGACACUUUUAAAAUGCAUGUUCAAACACACAAAUGACAGUACUAUGCAAUGUUUGAAUUUAAAAAGUUUUAAGCGAUUGUAUGUCAUUAACAACCAGUCUGGUUUAAGAAAUAUUUCUGUCUUAUCUGUGAUAAGCUGAUAUUGGCUGAAAUCAGCUGUGCUAAUAUGUGAAACAGCCUUUAAUCUCUAUGGCCCAGUAAUGGAGUUGAGGAAUAUCAGCGUGCAUGGUUUAUGUUGUUGUAAUUGUGGAAGAUAGGUUGCUAAAAAAAUACAGUUACUGUUUUAAUGUAUGAAGACCAUCUCAGUCAAUGCUACCCUUCCAAACACAUUGUAAUUUGGUGCACAGACAAUCUUAAGUUUUUGUGUGAGCCACAGAUGUUUUACCUGGAAGUGUUUAUUACUGAAUAAAAAUAAUUGUAUUAAAAUUGACAAAGACAAAUUAAAACUUGAAAAA